This is a messenger RNA of Schistocerca cancellata (South American locust), 2807 nucleotides long. It is a transcript of the gene carmine, whose product is annotated as AP-3 complex subunit mu-1. Gene Ontology annotation, biological process: endocytosis; intracellular protein transport. Gene Ontology annotation, cellular component: clathrin adaptor complex; cytoplasmic vesicle. The record is from RefSeq and is a predicted model, not a curated record. The transcript has 11 exons. Bases 138 to 1391 code for a protein of 417 amino acids. NCBI's taxonomy places the organism in Eukaryota, Metazoa, Arthropoda, Insecta, Orthoptera, Acrididae.
AUCUUUACACGUGCGUGUAUGAAGUUCCGAAAGAGGCGCUUGUUUUGUCAGAUGUGUGUGAGUGUGAAAGUUGUGAUUGAACGGAGAAACCUUUUAUUUAUUGUUGAACGUUCAUAUUUCUAUAAAAAAUCAACAUUAUGAUUCACAGUUUGUUUAUAAUAAAUUCUUCCGGGGAUGUCUUUAUGGAGAAACAUUGGAAGAGUGUGAUCCUUCGCUCUGUGUGUGAUUAUUUUUUUGAUCAGCAACGUAAAAUCAGCUCUCCAGAAGAUAUGCCACCCGUAAUAGCAACACCACAUCAUUACCUCAUCAGCAUCAAUCGUUGUUCUAUGUUUUUUGUAGCCGUUUGUAUGACUGAAGUGCCGCCUUUAUUUGUUAUUGAGUUCCUUCAUCGUGUUGUGGACACCUUUGAAGAUUAUUUCGGUGAAUGCACAGAAUCAAUUAUAAAGGAACAUUAUGUAGUGGUAUAUGAGUUGCUUGAUGAAAUGUUGGAUAAUGGGUUUCCAUUAGCUACUGAAUCUAAUAUUUUGAAAGAGCUGAUAAAACCACCAAACAUUUUGAGAACAAUAGCCAACACUGUAACAGGAAAGUCAAAUGUGAGUGCAACGUUGCCUAGCGGUCAGUUAUCAAAUAUCCCAUGGCGAAGAACAGGUGUGAAGUACACAAAUAAUGAAGCGUACUUUGAUGUGGUGGAGGAAGUGGAUGCAAUAAUUGACAAGGCUGGCUCUACAGUGUUUGCAGAAAUACAGGGAUAUAUUGACUGCUGCAUAAAAUUGAGUGGGAUGCCCGAUCUGACUCUGUCAUUUAUGAACCCUCGCCUGUUUGACGAUGUCAGCUUCCAUCCUUGUGUUCGCUUCAAGCGCUGGGAGGCUGAAAGACUGUUGUCUUUUAUCCCUCCUGAUGGGAACUUCCGUCUUAUGUCUUACCACAUUGGAUCUCAAAAUAUAGUAGCGAUCCCUAUAUAUGUAAGGCAUAGUAUUUCCUUUAAAGAUGUUGGAGGAGGAAGACUGGAUCUCACUGUGGGACCAAAACAGACAAUUGGUAGAACUGUCGAGAAUGUUGUUAUUGAAAUUCCAAUGCCAAAAUCUGUGCUAAACUGUAGUCUUGUUCCUAAUCAAGGGAAAUAUUCCUUUGAUCCUGUCAGUAAAGUACUGAUGUGGGAUAUUGGACGUAUAGAUACAUCGAGACUGCCAAAUCUCCGAGGCACUAUCAAUUUGCAGUCAGGUGCUCCUGCCGUAGAAUCAAAUCCCUCAAUAAAUGUUCAGUUCACCAUUAAUCAGCUAGCUGUUUCUGGUCUCAAAGUUAAUCGAUUGGAUAUGUAUGGUGAAAAGUACAAGCCUUUUAAAGGUGUAAAAUAUAUUACUAAAGCUGGACGUUUCCAAAUACGAAUGUAAAAUUUCUGUGACCGUAUGACAGUUGACUGGAGUCAGCUGAAGAGUAGUUCACAUACAAGUUGCUAAAUUUUCACAGUUGCCCAUUUCUGGGAAACUGAUGUAUCACCUGUACUGCAGUUGACAAGAACCAGCUGGUAAAGAAACACAUUCUGGACAAUAAGGCACAUGUCGGUGUCAAACUCACAGAAGUGUGUUAAUGUCUUCAGAUGGGAAAAGACUAAAAUUAUUAUAGCAUGGAUAAUUUGGAAAAUAUAAUUUAAUGUAAUCUGUGAUAAGUACUUAGGUUGAGAAAUUCCCGGGCUCUGAGUUUAUGUUGGCCACAUACAUAGAAAGGAAGGAAGGAAACUGAGUAAAAAAGAAGGUGAGAGCAGGAGGAGGAGGACUGGUUGUGACAUGUCGUUGGCUAAUUUAGAUUAAUAUGAACACUGGUCUGGAGAUAAAAACUUAUUACGGAGUGAAUAUGUUUGAACAUGCAGAGCAGUGUCUGAGAGACUGGAUGCUUAAUUUUGCCUAAUCCUCAGUAAAGUUUGUAGUCGCUUUAUUUGUGGAAUGCUGUUGGGACCUCGUUUCAUGUAUAGGCGACACCUCUCUCUUAUCCUCUUGUGUCUUUGAACUCUGGGAAUUACCUUUGGGUGACCUAUUAUCCAUAGUUGUGUAUCCUAGUAGCGCCUAUUACAUUUAAAAAAUUUGAAUCCUUGAAGUUAUCUAUACAGGCACAGUUACUAUUAUUGUUAUUAUUAUUAUUAUUAGGCCAGGAUAUAUUUAAAGACUAGUCUCUCCAUUAUGGAUAUCCUCCUUCCUAUUAGUGAGUGAAACUAAAGCAUUUGAUCUGAACAUUUACGCUGCAGCAAUACAAUUAAUUCUGUUAAUUAUUUUUAUUCUGCCAUUCUCUUCAAAUUUCAUCUCGGCUCAUUUUAUUAACACACUCAACACUCAAUAUUUUAACAUAGUGCCUAUGUGUUACCACAUUGUAAUGUCACAAAUGUUCAUGAAAAUGCUGGAUGCUCAUGGUGACUGAAAUUGAAGGUAAAUAAUUUCAAAUUAAUUGAGUGUGAAACUGUACUUGCUGUGAAGUAGUUUCACUAAAAAUGACAGAAAGAAGAAUUGCAAGAUUACAGAAACAGUUUUACAUAAUAUUUGUAAAUUGUGCAGGUUCUGAAGUCCUAGUGAAUGGAUAAAUGUGAAGAAAUGAAUUAAGGGGAGGGGGGGGGGGCAAUGGAGUGCUUACCAGAGUACGUGCAUAAAAAUUUAGGAAAGUGUUCUUCCCUCAGCUUAGUAGUGUAAUGAGGUGGAGAGCAAAAGUCUAUAUCACAGAGUUCCUUCACACUACAGUGAACAGUAAUAUGAGUAAUAUGCACGUGUGUGUGUGUGUGUGUGUGUGUGUGUGUGUGUGUGUGUGUGUGUGUGUGUGUGUGU